CCGGGCUGCAGGCAGCGGGCGCCAUUGUGAGCAGAGCCGGCUCGGGCAGGAGGCCCGGGCGCCUGGGUCCCCGAGGCUGGCUGCAGCGCGGCGACCCGCCCGCCCGCCAGGGUCUGUGACCUGGUCCCCAGGAGGGGCUACUCCCUGUUGCCAUGAGAGAGACUUUGGAGGCCCUCAGCUCUCUGGGAUUCUCUGUGGGACAGCCAGAGAUGGCCCCCCAAAGUGAGCCCAAGGACAGGUCUCAUAAUGUCCAGGGGCAGAUGUCCUCCUCCAGUGAAGAGAGAGCACUGGGUACAAGCUCAGGGCAUGAAGCCCCUGGUCCAGAGGAAGGAGCCCAGACAGAACAAGCCGAGGCUCCCAGCAGAGAAGGACAGGCAUGUACUCCACAGAAGGCUGAGCCGGUGGGCUCCUGCUCAGGAGACGAAUGGAUGAUUCGGAAGGUGAAGGUGGAGGAUGAGGAACAGGAGGCAGGAGAGGCUGUCGAAUGGCCCCAGCAUCUCUCGUUACUUCCCAGCCCUUUCCCAGCGCCUGAACUGGGACAUCUGGCUGCUGCAUACAAACUGGAGCCAGGGGCCACGGGGGCAUUAGGCGGGAUCGCGCUGUCCGGGUGGGCCCCGAUCCCGGAGAAGCCAUAUGGUUGCGGGGAGUGCGAGCGGCGCUUCCGGGACCAGCUGACGUUGCGGCUGCACCAAAGGCUGCACCGGGGCGAGGGCCCCUGCGCCUGCCCGGACUGCGGCCGCAGCUUCACUCAGCGCGCCCACAUGCUGCUGCAUCAACGCAGCCACCGCGGGGAAAGGCCUUUCCCGUGUUCCGAGUGCGACAAGCGCUUCAGCAAGAAGGCCCACCUGACCCGCCACCUGCGCACACACACGGGCGAGCGACCCUACCCGUGCGCCGAGUGCGGCAAGCGCUUCAGCCAAAAGAUACACCUGGGUUCGCACCAGAAGACCCACACAGGCGAGCGGCCCUUCCCCUGCACUGAGUGUGAGAAGCGCUUUCGCAAGAAGACGCACUUGAUCCGGCACCAGCGCAUCCACACCGGCGAGAGGCCCUAUCAGUGCACGCAGUGCGCACGCAGCUUCACGCACAAGCAGCACUUGGUGCGGCACCAAAGGGUGCACGAAGCAGCUAGUCGAGCCCAGCCCUCUCCCGACGCGCCUUCUUCGCCGCAUUCCCCCGCCGAGUCCUCCACCCCGUCCCCUCCUGGACCGAAACCUUUCUCCUGCUCUGACUGUGGCCUGAGCUUCGGCUGGAAAAAGAACCUCGCCUCACACCAGCGUCUGCACCGCAGCGAAGGUCGCUCCUUUGGGUGCGACGAUGGCGCACUGGGAGCCACCGUGGACCCCGCUGCUGCCGAACCCUUAGCCUGCGUGCCCCGUGGGCCAAGUUGUGGGCCAAGUUGCGGCCCUGCGUCGGGCACAGUGACGCCCCAGCGCACCCCCUCGGGCGAAAGGUCUUUCUUCUGCCCUGACUGCGGGCGCGGCUUCGCCCACGGACAGCACCUGGCUCGGCACCGGCGCGUGCACACGGGCGAACGGCCCUUCGCCUGCGCGCAGUGCGGUCGCCGCUUUGGCUCGCGGCCCAAUCUUGUCGCCCACUCCAGGGCCCACAGCGGCGCCAGGCCUUUCGCCUGUGCUCAGUGUGGCCGCCGCUUCAGCCGCAAGUCGCACCUGGGCCGUCACCAGGCGGUGCACACGGGCAGUCGCCCCCACGCCUGCGCCAUCUGCGCCCGCAGCUUCAGCUCCAAAACCAACCUGGUCCGCCACCAAGCGAUCCACACCGGCUCCCGCCCUUUCUCCUGCCCUCAGUGUGGCAAGAGCUUCAGCCGUAAGACCCACCUGGUGCGGCACCAGCGCAUCCACGGCGAAGUGGUGCACCAGGCCUCAGAGACCGACCUCUCCGCCCCAGCCUGGCCGGCUCCUACAGAGGUGGCACCGCCCCCGCUCUUCUUCUGAGCCCAGUUCUCACUGGGAUCCUUCCUUUGCUCACAGRUUCCAGAGAAUUGUGCGCCAGAGGGCCUGGGCUGCUGCCGGAGGCCUGCACUCCUUUGGCCACCGUCCUAUCUUCAGCGUAGGGAGAUGUCCGCAAAGCCUACCCAGCUUUGGCGUUCAUGACACAGAUAGUGCAGAGAGAACCCCUGCGACUCAUGUGGGAAAGCAGACGUUUCCUGGGUCAGGAAUGGUCAAGAGCCGGCUGGGUGGAGAACCUCUACCCAGA
This is a messenger RNA of Urocitellus parryii (Arctic ground squirrel), 2217 nucleotides long. It is a transcript of the gene Znf467, whose product is annotated as zinc finger protein 467. Gene Ontology annotation, molecular function: DNA-binding transcription factor activity, RNA polymerase II-specific; RNA polymerase II transcription regulatory region sequence-specific DNA binding. The record is from RefSeq and is a predicted model, not a curated record. Lineage: Eukaryota; Metazoa; Chordata; Mammalia; Rodentia; Sciuridae. Gene Ontology annotation, biological process: regulation of transcription by RNA polymerase II; embryo development. Gene Ontology annotation, cellular component: nucleus.